AUGGAUCUGAAGAAUGAAAAAUAUAAUGCAUCAUUAACCUAAAUUGAGUUGACUGUGGAGACACUAACAAAUAUUCUUUUUAAUUAUGAAUUUUUUAAGAGAAUAUCAGGGUUUUUAAGUUUAAAGGAUGUUUUAACUCUUGGAUAGACCUGUCAUAUUUUAAAUGAAAUCGUUGAGAAACACAAAGAAUUCUUCGGAGAGAUCUAUUAUAAAUUAUUUCUUCAUGAACAACUUGAAAUGACUCUAGAGUUAAGCUACCCGGACAUACAAAAAAGAAAGUGGAUUAGAUUAUAGAAUUUUGACAACUCUUGCUUUGAUUGGAAGAAUCAGCUUAAAAAAAUGGUCGUAACCAAGUAAACGAGGCUUUCAAUAGUUAAUAGAUAGACUAUGAAAUUUCCAUUUAUCCUUUGCGAUGCUGUGUUUCCCAAACCCAUCUUAAAGAGAGAAACCAUCGGGAUACAUUGUGAAUCUGAGUUCCAAAUUAUGUUAGCUUAGCGCUUAGAACUGGAACAAAAAGGAUUUGAUAAGUUGUUUGACUUUUAAUUCAUUUAGAAUGAAUUGAUGAAUGAGUUAAAACAGAACAAAUUGCAAAUAUUGGCCGAAAUGCAAGCUAAGUUGCAACACAACGAAAAAUUGAAAAGCCAAUUUUUGUAAUUCAGAUGGAGUUUGGAAGAGGAACUCUGUGAAUACCAACAAUUGAGUCUCUAAAAAAUGGGUAUAGUUGACGAGGAAUUCGAAAAGCAAUUGGAACAAUUAGAUGAGGAAUAAAUUUGCAUAUUAACUUUAUUGAACGAGUUUUACACCUCUUUGGAGUGUUAUUUGGAAGGGUUAUAAAAGUACUUUAGUGUAUUUAUAAAUGCUAAUACCAUAAACAGUAUUGAUUUGCUUAGCGAAUACGUAAUGUAUUGGCAAGCUUAUAGUAAUGCCAUUAUGGACUUAUCAAUGAUUAUCUUUCCAUUUGAGAAUAUCAUAAAUGAGUUGCAUCAAAAUGUCUUCUCAAAAUACCCUCAAUAUCCGAAGUUUUCAAUUUGGAGAGUGAUGACUAAGAUGUGGAUAAAAUAUAUAAUUAGAAAUGAACAACUCCAACCUAUUUUAAUACAGUGUUAUUUACGUCUACUCUCAGCUCAAAGACAACAAAUGUUCAAAAAGGAGUUCGAUCAAGGAGUCAAUGAUGAUCUUGAAACUGCCCAAUCCUUUUAAAUCACUUAUGAGAUCUAUGAUAAUUUCUUACUUAAACAAAGGAAUAGUUAUAGGGAUCAAUAUUAAAUUGACACCUCGCAUCUAUUCUAUACUGAAAUUGUAGAUCUGCUAAGAAGUUUCACUCGAUGCAUCUAAGACAUAUCUAUUAGUGAGGUGUCUGUACAUUGGGUAGGCCAUAAAGAUUGUUGCUAUGAGGAGUUUUAUGAAUAGUUGAGUGAGAAAUUAUAAUAUGAAACCAGCUUUUAUUAUGACGAGAGCAGAUAAGUAUUUGGAUCAAACAUUAUAUCUUUUAUCGAGUUUAUUAAGUUUGAUAAGGAAUUUUUAUAGUAAAUUGUACCUGAACCUCUUAUGUUUAAAAUUGAAAAUCUUUAGCGAGAACACAUUUACACAUCCUUAUAUUAUUUUUUAGAAGUUUCGUAUCUUUAGAAAUUUGUGUAAACCAAUAAGGACUAAAUCAUGCAGGUUUAUAAAACCUCCAGACCCAAAUCUCCAAAACAAGAGCGCAUUUCAAUAACAUCCUCCUAAAAUAACGAACAUCUUGAAACUUAAGGAGAUUCUAAUUUAAAUGAUGCUCAGAAAUUCUUUAAUUUGUGUUUGGAAAACAGCAAUAUAGAUCUGGAAGAUCUGCUAAUCAAAGAGAAAAACAGAUAUCAAUAAGAUCCCUUGUUAGAAAUCAUCAAAGUAGCACUUUCUCAAAUGAACCUUGAAUAAUUGGCAUCCUUUGAUGAUACAUACUAAUUUGGGAGUUCCUAAGAAUUCCUUGAUUUUAAUAGGCCGCCAAGAAUACACAGAGCAUUUUCAAAUACUAAAUUGAAUGCAGAACAAACUGAAGUUCCAGAAGAAAUUAUUAAGGCCGCUAAGCAAUUUCUAUUAACUGAUGCCCAAUUUACUAAGCUCUAUCAAGUAUUCAAUGAAUAUACCGUUUAUUAUGAAAAAAUGCUACUAUAAGUUGUAACUAAAGACAGAGACGUUGAAUUAAUAAACAGUGACAGAGAAGUUCCUAGAAUCCUACCUGAAUACCUUUAAAGCUUUUAUUAUGUUUCAAGAUUCCUGACCAAUACUUUACUUGAGGAAAAUAUUGUUGAGGAUCCAGAAGACGAAUUUGAGGAUCUAGAUCUACCUCCAAGUCUCUCAAAAAAUUCAUCCAAAAAAUUGAAAAAAAAUUCCAAUCAAAUUGAGUAUUAUUACUCAGAAGAAGAAGAUGAGAUUAGCUACAACGACGGUGCUUGA
This is a messenger RNA of Paramecium tetraurelia, 2430 nucleotides long. RefSeq lists its product as uncharacterized. The record is from RefSeq and is a predicted model, not a curated record. The transcript has 9 exons. NCBI's taxonomy places the organism in Eukaryota, Ciliophora, Oligohymenophorea, Peniculida, Parameciidae.